CACACGCGAUGGCCGCCGCCGCGCAGUACCUGCCGCGCUCCGCCGCGCUCAUGCACCCCGACGGCGACCGGCUGCACCAGGGCACCACGUACCGCGAGGUGCAGAAGAUGAUGCACCACGAGUACCUGCAGGGACUGGCUCCCGCCGCCGGGCACGCCGUCGGGUUGGCGCACCACCAGUGGCUGCCCAGCGCCGGCACGGACUGGGGCAGCGGUGGGGGCGGCGGGGGCGCGCACCUUCCGCCCGCCGAGCACGCCAAGGGCGGCCCGCCGGGACCCCGCGAAGAGCUGUCCGCCGCCGCCUUCCAUCACCGGCCGCACCUGGUGCACCAGCCGGCGGCGGGCGGCGCGGCGGGCGGAUGGGCGCAGGGCGGCGCGCACCACCUGCCGCCCAUGUCCCCGCCGUCGGGGCAGCCGCUGCUCUACGCGCAGCCCUACGCGGGCCUCAACGGGAUGCUGGGCCCGCCGGCGCCGGCGCUGCACCACGGGCUGCGCGACCCGCUGGGCGCCGAGGAGGCGGGCGGCCACGAGCUGGCGGCCUCGCCGCCGCCGCUGGGGCCGCCCGAGCCGUCGGACGAGGACGCGCCCAGCUCCGACGACCUGGAGCAGUUCGCCAAGCAGUUCAAGCAGCGGCGGAUCAAGCUGGGCUUCACGCAGGCCGACGUGGGGCUGGCGCUGGGCACCCUGUACGGCAACGUCUUCUCGCAGACCACCAUCUGCCGGUUCGAGGCGCUGCAGCUGAGCUUCAAGAACAUGUGCAAGCUGAAGCCGCUGCUCAACAAGUGGCUGGAGGAGACGGACUCCAGCACGGGCAGCCCCACCAACCUGGACAAGAUCGCGGCGCAGGGCCGGAAGCGCAAGAAGCGGACGUCCAUCGAGGUGGGCGUCAAGGGCGCCCUGGAGAACCACUUCCUCAAGUGCCCCAAGCCCUCGGCGCACGAGAUCACCUCCCUGGCGGACUCCCUGCAGCUGGAGAAAGAGGUGGUGCGGGUCUGGUUCUGCAACCGGCGGCAGAAGGAGAAGCGGAUGACGCCGGCCGGGGUCCCGCAUCCCCCCAUGGAGGACGUUUACGCACAGGCGGACACUUCGCCGCUGCACCACGCGCUGCCCGGCGCCGUGCAGUGACUGCCCGGCCCCGCGGCCCCGGCGGCGGCGCGGCGGGCAGCGGGGGACGCGUUUUAAUUUAUUCUCAGACUGGCCCGGCCGCCCGCUCCGAGCCCCGCGCUCUAUUUAUUCGCCCGCCGGAGCCGCCGCGGCCGCCGCAGCAGUAGCCAAAGGUUUGCGAUCUCUAAUUUAUUCCCUUCCUCGCGCGGCCGGGAGGCGGCGGCGCCCCCGGCCCGGCCCCUCCCGCCCGGCCCGGCCCGGCCCGGCCCGGCCCGGCCCGCCCGGGGGGACGCUUCGAAACCAUUUCCCGGCCCGUCUCUAUUUAUUUCUAACCGUGCGCGGAGCUCGCACCCUCCCGUUGGUGGGUUCAGUCCGGUCCAUUCCCUGGGGUUUCGGUUUUUGUUUGUAUCUCUUAUUGCAAAACCAAUGUAGACUGCGAGGGUACGUUUCUAUUUAUGUUAUAGUAAAUAUUUUAUUACUUACAUAAACCAUUUACCCAGGAACCGGUCUCGUGUCGUCUUUGCAGGCUCGGCGACGGCCGGGAGCGGUGCGGCCGGGGCAUCGCUGCCGUCGGGGCCGGUGGCGGCGGCGGCGCUGUCUUGGCCGAGUCCCGUUGUCCCGUUGCCGGUGGCCGCCGGGGAGCCCCGUUGCCGGUGCCGGCGGUGCCCCGCGGUUCGCAGCCGGUGCUCGGCGGGGUUUGCCCGCCUCUAUCACGCGUGGGGAGAGCCGCUGCCCUGCGCGGGUGCGCUCGCUGCGCUGCUCCCCGCACCUUCCGCGGGGUUCUGGCCGCUCCCGGCGUGGCUCUCCGCGGUGCGAGCACAGAACAGCCCGCACAGAACUUUCCUCCCGCGUACCGCGGGGAUAAUCCACGCACGCUGGUGUUGCCGAGUAGAUUCCUUCUCCUCAAACCACGCUCUCGCUUUUUCCGGUGUCACCAGCUUUUCGUGGAUUCAUGCCCGAAUAUUUUGUGGUUGUGCCAAGAAAAUGCAGAAACUGUAUUUUCAGCCUAUCGGUUCUUGGAAGAAUGAUCCUACUUUAAACCUUCUACUUUAAACCUUCUCUUGCAGCGCCAAGAAAAGUCGCAUGUGAGGAUUGUUUGCCUUUGCAGGUUCUUGGAUUCCUGCGGUGUUUUUUGUGUUGGGAGAACUUUUGCAAUAUGUUUCCAUACAGAGCUCUUGCACUGAUUAAACACUUGAUCGAAAUCUGGUAGUAAAGGACCAAAUUCUUUCUUUUUAAUUGGCCGAGAAUUUACUGAUGUUCUCAGACAUCUGGCACUGGAUGGUUUCCCCGCUUUAUUCACUACAAAUUAUGUGCUGUGAAAACAGAAGCUUUAAAGGGGAUUUUCUAGCAAAAGCACGGCAUUGUGCAUUGCAAUUCGUGUAUAAUUCUUUUCAAUAUAUAUAAAAAUUUUUAACAUACCAAAUGUAACUUACUCUUGAAAAUUUAUACUUGAAAAUUCUUGUCUUCGUUGCAGUUUGAUUUUGUUGCAUUUCGUGCCUUUGGUGGGGGUGUAUAUUACUUGUCUAAGCAAUGCCACAUUUGCCAUUGAUAAUGUUAAAAUUUAGUGCAUUUUCAGUGUUUCUUACAAUGUAGCUAUUUUACAUCAGCUAAUACAAGACUAUCAAGUUCUCAUUCAAAAUUCUAGUAAACUGAUUUUUGAGAUUUUAAAAUAAAGUCACUUUGAGCAGU
This is a messenger RNA of Taeniopygia guttata (zebra finch), 2792 nucleotides long. RefSeq names its product POU class 3 homeobox 1 (gene POU3F1). Gene Ontology annotation, cellular component: nucleus. Gene Ontology annotation, biological process: brain development; regulation of transcription by RNA polymerase II. Gene Ontology annotation, molecular function: DNA-binding transcription factor activity, RNA polymerase II-specific; RNA polymerase II cis-regulatory region sequence-specific DNA binding. NCBI's taxonomy places the organism in Eukaryota, Metazoa, Chordata, Aves, Passeriformes, Estrildidae. The record is from RefSeq and is a predicted model, not a curated record.